Molecule: messenger RNA, 2686 nt
Organism: Myotis myotis
Lineage: Eukaryota; Metazoa; Chordata; Mammalia; Chiroptera; Vespertilionidae
Gene: SACK1A
Product: family with sequence similarity 83 member A
Exons: 5
Coding region: 222-1625 (467 amino acids)
Biological process (GO): epidermal growth factor receptor signaling pathway
Source: RefSeq, a predicted model, not a curated record
GCCCCGCCUGGGCGGGCGGGCAGCCGGCUGGUGCUCUCCCCAGGUGAGCAUUGCUCAGAGCAGCGGGAAAUGACUGCUGGGAGCGGGCGUGAGGUGGCAGGCAGCCCCGGACGCUGGCGCACAGCAGUCCCGGGAGCUGGGUGCUAGGAGCUCCACUCCCCGCCGUGGACAUCAGGAGCAGCUGGAGUGCCGCCUCCCGCCACCACCAGGGUCGGGGCAGCAUGAGCCGGGCAAGGCACGUGGGCAAGAUCCGGAGACGCCUGGAGGAUGUCAAGAGCCAGUGGGUCCGGCUGGCCAGGGCCGACUUCAGCGACCACGAGAGCGCCCGGCUGGCCACAGACGCCCUCCUGGACGGCGGGCCCGAGGCCUACCGGCAGGUGCUCAGCCAGGAAGGCGAGGUGGACUUCUUGUCCUCCGCGGAGACCCAGUACAUCCAGGCCCAGGCCAAGGAGCCCCCCUGUACCCCGGACACCCCGGGAGGGGCCGAGGCCGGGACCAAGGGCCUGGACUCCUGCUCCCUGCAGUCAGGGACCUACUACCCUGUGGCCUCAGAGGACAGCGAGCCGGCCCUGCUGCACACCUGGGCCUCGGCCGAGAAGCCCUACCUGAAGGAACCGUCCAGCGCCACCGUGUACUUCCAGACGGACAAGCACAGCAACAUCAGGGACCUCAUCCGCCGCUGCAUCACCCGGACCAGCCAGGAAUCAGCAGUUCUGGGAUGUCAACGCAUCAUAACGCACAAAACCACAAAAACCACAGCCGUGAUCAGCACAUCCUCCCGGUGUGGCCACGGACCCUUCCAGCGGGUCCUGGCCAUCCUGAUGGACGUGUUCACGGACGUGGAGAUCUUCUGUGACAUCCUGGAGGCGGCCAACAAGCGCGGGGUGCUGGUCUGCGUGCUCCUGGACCAGGGAGGCGUCCCACUCUUCCAGGAGAUGUGUGACAAAGUGCAGGUCUCUGACCGGCACCUCAAGAACAUUUCCAUCCGGAGGGUGGAAGCAGAGGUGUACUGCGCCAAAUCAGGCAGGAAGUUCGCCGGCCAAGUCCAGGAGAAGUUCAUCAUCUCAGACUGGAGAUACGUCCUUUCUGGAUCGUACAGCUUCACCUGGCUCUGCGGACACGUCCACCGGAACAUCCUCUCCAAGUUCACGGGCCAGGCCGUGGCGCUGUUUGACCAGGAGUUCCGCCACCUCUACGCCGCCUCCCAGCCCGUGAUGGGCCUGAAGUGCCCCAGGCUGGUCGUGCCCCUGCCGCCCAGAGCAGGACGCAGCCCCCCGCCCGGCGACAGCAGCUGCUCUGCCAGUGGCCGCCUGUCCUCCAACCCCUUCAGCAGCCCCUCCACGGGGAGCAACCCCCAGAACCGGAGUCUGUCCGUGUCCUCAGGGCCCAGCAGCCCUCCGGCCCCAAACCCGCCUCCGCCCCCCAGGUUUCAGCCCUGCCAUGGCCUUUGGGGGGCCCUGGCCCCACAGGCCCACUUCUGCCUGAGGCCCCACGACAGCCCCCUCGCUCUGCACAGCAAACUCAACGCCUGCAGGCCCCCGCGGCUGCAGCUGGAGCAGCUGGGCCUGCUGCCCAGGGCGGCCCAUGUCUGGAGGCCGUUCCUGCAGGCCUCCCCUCGUUUCUGAAGGCCCCCCCCCAUGCUGCCCUCCCAGGACCCCUGGGAACCCACCUCAACGUCCGGCAGCUUUGCUUCCCAUACAACUAAAGGCACCUGGACAACACUGGUGCCUGUUCGAAUGUUCUCAGGCCUGAGAGCGUUCACUUGCCAACCCCACCAGUCCCUGGGUUCCCCUCUCUAGUUUGGACUACGCAGCACAUUCCAGAAGGUUCCAGGGUGACAGGGUGGGGAACUAGAGGACAAGAUGGUCAAAGUAGGGCCCUUUCUUCCAAAGAGCAGCCAGUGCCUCCACAUGACCAUUCUUUGACUCGCUGGGAUGCGAGAAGGGCAGAUGCAGCCACGUUUCAUAGAUGGGUAAACGGGAUCUCUGUCGAGAAGCAGAGGGUGGGUGUGACCAAGGUGCUCCGUUUCCCAGUUCGCAGGAAUAGUCUUCUCCCCAGAGAUCCCGGAGAGAGAUCCGGGAGAAGGCCUGGGUGUUUCUGGGAGGGGGGACAACUCCUGCUCCCUGGAAGGCGGAAGACUGGGUAUCCCUGGGCCCGAUGGCGUAGGGAUGAGGCCCCACAACUGCCGCUGUAAGCCGUGUGGGGCCGGUGGAGACUGCAGCGGCAGAGAUGGGGCAGGCCGGGGCGUCCCGGGGAUUGAGGUGGACAAGGCAGCUUGGCAGCUCCAUGCUGAGUCACUUCCAGGCUGACGCUCCCAGAGCGUCCAGAACAGGGGUCCUCAAACUUUUUAAACAGGGGGCCAGUUCACUGUCCCUCAGACCAUUGGAGGAACGGACUAUAGUUUAAAAAAAAACUAUGAACAAAUUCCUAUGCACACAGCGGCGGCAAAAACACCCGGCGGGCCGGAUAAAUGUUUUUGGCGGGCCGCAUGUGGCCUGCGGGCCGCAGUUUGAGGACCCCUGGUCCAGAGCGUCCAGAGCAGGUGCAGUUGGCCUCAAGGUGGAGGCCCCUCCAGGGGGCCGGGUUCCUAAGAGACUGUGGUGAGCAGCCCCCCCACUCCUCCCCUUCCACCCGCAGUGGAGAAGCAAUAUGAGCAAGAAAUAAACCUUUGUCGUUCAAGCACUGA